UUCUUUGGAGGAGGAGAGUAGCCCUGAGGAACCUUUAGUGCCUUCACUCCCUCUUCAUCUUAGCUGGAGAUAAUUGGAUUUUGCUUUCCUGCAUUUUUCAUGUAAAAAAAGGUGAUCUGUGGAACCUAAGGAACCCUGGGUACCCUCAAGACCUUGAACACCUUGAGAAAAACUGACAGACUGUUGAGAACCUUAAGUAACCCUUGAAGGAUCUUUGGAGUGCUUUUGGAAACCAUCAGGACCCUCAAGAGUGUUUGCAACUCUGGUCACCAGUGAAGAACCUCAUGGAGCCUUGAGGAACACUGAAGACACCAAGAAAUCCCAAAGACCUUGAGGAACUAUCAGCAACUCUGAGGGCCUUAAGAACCCCUGGUGGACUCUGAGAAGUCCUCAAUGAAGCCUUAAAGUACCCCGGAGAACUUGGAGGAGCCUGAAGGACCCUGAGAACCUCGUGAGGUGAAGGACCUGUAGGAUCUUGAGGAAUCCUGAAGACCCCAGGAAACUCAGAAGAACCAUCAGCAUCUUUGAAUACCCUUGAGGACUUUAAGAAUCCUCUAGCAAACCCUUAGAAAUGCUGAUGAGGCGGUAAAGCACCUCAAGGAACCCUGAGGAACCUCAAGCAACUCUGAGGAACCUUGAAACCCGUUAAAAGAGACCCUGAAGCACCCGCCGGGGCCUCCCUGCAGAGCCAUGGGCACCCUGCGGGACCUGCAGUACGCCCUGCAGGAGAAGAUCGAGGAGCUGCGGCAGCGCGACGCCCUCAUCGACGAGCUGGAACUGGAGCUGGACCAGAAGGACGAGCUGAUCCAGCGGCUGCAGAACGAGCUGGAUAAGUACCGCUCGGUGAUCCGCCCGGCGACGGCGCAGCAGGUGCAGGUGCAGGUGCAGGUGCAGGUGCAGCGGCAGAGCCUCGCCCUGCAGCCCGACCAGCAGCGCAGCAAGAGGCAGGCCAUCUCGGCAGAGCCCACCGCCUGCGACAUCAGCGACCUCAGCCACGUCACGCUGCCCUUCUACCACAAGAGCCCCGAGUCGAAGGAGCUGAUCAAGGAGGCCAUCCUGGACAACGACUUCAUGAAGAACCUGGAGCUGUCGCAGAUCCAGGAGAUCGUCGACUGCAUGUACCCGGUGGAUUAUGGGAAGGACGCCUGCAUCAUCGAGGAGGGCGACGUCGGCUCGCUGGUCUACGUCAUGGAAGAGGGGAAGGUGGAGGUGACGAAGGAGGGCAUGAAGCUGUGCACCAUGGGACCGGGCAAGGUGUUUGGAGAGCUGGCCAUCCUGUACAACUGCACCAGGACGGCCACCGUGCGCACGGUGACGCAUGUGAAGCUGUGGGCCAUCGACAGGCAGUGUUUCCAGACCAUCAUGAUGAGAACCGGACUCAUCAAACACGCCGAGUACAUGGAGUUCCUCAAGAGCGUUCCCACCUUCCAGGGUCUUCCAGAGGAGACUCUCAGUAAACUGGCUGACGUCAUGGAGGAGACGCAUUACGAAGACGGAGAGUACAUCAUCAGGCAGGGAGCCAGAGGGGACACCUUCUUUAUCAUCAGCAAGGGCAAGGUGACCGUGACCCGGGAGGAGUCGGCCAAUGAGGAGGCGGUGUACCUGCGGGGGCUGUCCCGAGGAGACUGGUUUGGAGAGCGAGCUCUGCAGGGUGAGGACGUCAGAACAGCCAACGUCAUCGCCGCCGAGUCCGUCACCUGCCUGGUCAUCGACCGAGACUCAUUCAAGCACCUGAUUGGUGGACUGGAGGACGUGUCAAACAAAGGCUACGAGGACGCAGGAGCCAAGGCCAAGUACGAGGCAGAGAACGCCUUCUUCUCCAGUCUGAGGCUCGUCGACUUCAACAUCAUCGACACGCUGGGAGUCGGUGGCUUCGGACGCGUCGAGCUGGUGCAGCUGAAGAGCGAGGAGGCCAAGACGUUCGCCAUGAAGAUCCUGAAGAAGCGUCACAUCGUCGACACGAGGCAGCAGGAGCACAUCCGCUCCGAGAAGCACAUCAUGACCGAGGCUCACUCCGACUUCAUCGUCAGGCUGUAUCGGACGUUUAAAGACAGUAAAUAUCUGUACAUGCUGAUGGAGGCCUGUCUGGGAGGAGAGGUGUGGACCAUCCUGAGAGACAGGGGUUCGUUUGAAGAUUCGACCACCAGGUUCUACACGGCCUGUGUGGUGGAGGCCUUCGCCUACCUGCACGCUAAAGGCAUCAUCUACCGAGACCUGAAGCCAGAGAACCUCAUCCUGGACAGCAGGGGCUACGCCAAGCUGGUCGACUUUGGCUUCGCCAAGAAGAUCGGCUUUGGGAAGAAGACGUGGACGUUCUGCGGGACGCCGGAGUACGUGGCCCCGGAGAUCAUCCUGAACAAAGGUCACGACAUCUCAGCCGACUACUGGUCGCUGGGCAUCCUGAUGUACGAGCUGCUGACCGGCAGCCCCCCCUUCUCAGGCCCCGACCCGAUGAAAACCUACAACAUCAUCCUGAGAGGCAUCGACAUGAUCGAGUUCCCCAAGAAGAUCACCAAGAACGCCGCCAACCUCAUCAAGAAGCUCUGCAGAGACAAUCCAUCUGAGAGACUCGGCAACCUGAAAAACGGAGUGAAAGACAUCCAGAAGCACAAGUGGUUUGAAGGUUUUAACUGGGAGGGGUUGAGGAAAGGGACUCUGACUCCGCCCAUCAUACCUGAUGUUUCCUCUCCGACCGACACCAGUAACUUCGACAGCUUCCCCGAGGACAGCGACGACCCGCCGCCGGACGACAACUCCGGAUGGGACAAUGACUUCUAAAAACCCCCCGUUCUCCCAUCUCACCCUGUUCCCCUCCUCAGAACCUAAAGCCUGACACCCCGGGGUGGAGGUCCAGGUAUGCAUCUGGGACAGAGAAGAGUCCUCGCCUGGUGGGACAAUGACCUCUACAAAAAAAAAAAAAAAAAUUCAAAACCACUCACCCCUGCUCUCUUAACUAAACAUGUACUUUGGUGGACGUUUGUACCCAAAGCACCUUCAUGUUGUUCAGCUCGGGUGGUCUUACUGGAACCCUUUUAUACCCACACCGUGUUCCCAGAUCACUGAUCUUUCUUUGAGCCUCUGGCAUCUGGAAAAACCAAACUUUCCGAGGUCGCCGUUGAUUUAACUGGAUGGAGGAUGGAAUGUGUUCUACCACCAGUUGCACCAGACGCCAGUCACCAAGACUCAGGGUGAACCUUAACACCCGACAGUGAGCUGGUUAUUGUGGGCGCCGAGGAUGGGACGAACCGUGCGUUCACAGCUCCAUCAACCCCAGACGCCAGGGGGAAUUUUUGAAAUGAGCGAGAAGUCUUUGUUUCCUUACUGUUUUCCCGAAUCAUUUAUUUUGGAGACAGAGACUGUACAGCAGACUGAGAAGUCCUUGACACUGUCCCUCCACAUGCCUUCAACUACACUGGAUGGAGGAUGGAGUGUUUUCUACCUAAAACAAACAAACAAAGAAACAUUCACAAAGACGUCGGCUGGGCCUUAAAACCUGACAUCGAGUGGGUCCUCAUGGGUUCCAAGGAUCGGACAAACCAUGUGUUCACCUCGUCAUCAACUCCAGAAUGCAGUUUCCAAAUCAGAAUCACAUUUUUUUUCUCCAGGUUCACUGAAAAACAGGAGCGAGGGAUUUGAAUUUGCACUCCUCCAUGCAUUUACAUGUAAAUAUUUACAAUUACAGACUGUUUCUGAGAGUCUCUGCCUCAUUUGCCUUGUUUUCUUGUUUGGCUGGACGGGAAAACUUUGGGCAGCUGCUGUCAUAUGCUGACGAUGCUCCGCUGUACCUCCCACCACCACUGACAGUCAGCCAGCUCAGAUCAGCCUCUGGACAGAAAUGCAGCGAUGCGGUUGCAGUCUGAACUCAAAGUGACUUUUAAUUCCGGUCCAGUCAGAAAGUUUCUGUUUAAACCCCGGUGACCGGCUCAAGUACAGUCUGAUGCUGCGUUCAAUUAUGCUCAAAAGUCAGAAAAAAAAAAACUCCUACUUGGAAAUGUCCAGUAGAACGGACGUUCAAAUCUGAAUUCUCAGUCCUGUCCCUGUUGAGCUGGGCAUUUUGACGUGUAGAGGACUGUGCAUGUUUAUGUUGAACGUUAUUUUCAUAAGACAGGUUGGCCUUCCUUUAUAUGCUUCAUCAGUGGCACUGUAGUAAUUCAUUUGCUGUGGACAUCCAUGCAGGUAUCCAUGUUUUUCCAUGCAAAAACACUAUGACACGUUUAGGCUGGAAGUCGGGAAUACUGACUCAGAACCUCACAACUUCCAAGUGCAAUCGAAUGCAGCAAAAUUCACUUUGAACACAGUAAAACGUGUUCAUCACAAAGUGCUUUAUAGGGCAGCAGAGGACAGAAACACAGACAGCAGCGAGAGGAAGCCAAGUUAGAAGACUUGUUUUAAAAAGGCCAAAAAAGAUUUCAGCCGUGACUGUCAGGACACGCCCUCUCCCAUGACCCCUCAACCAAUCACAAACGCUGGUUUGUUCCAGUCCGCUUGGCCCACAUUUCCAGGAAGUCUCAAAGAGCAGAACAUGUGAUUUUUAAUUUUAUUAAUUCAUGAUUUUUUUCAUCUCAGUACGGCUGCUCACAGAGACGGUCCUGAAUCCUGAAGGCCGCAGGUUUGAUCCCCACAACAACAAGCUAAUGUCAGCUCUUGUCAAGUGUCCUUGUUCAACCCCCCCCCCCCUCCCCCCACACCUGCUGCAGGUGGGGGACUUGCCUUUGACCUUUGACCUCUCUGGUGAAAUGUCUCCGGUGUCUGUUUCCCAGAAGAAAGUGCCAAGAAACUCAUCCGUCGUCUCUCAUCCUUCCUGUCGCUCUGUACUGUUAAACUGUCCAGCAGAGGGAAAACUACCAAAAUAAAAGCCUGAACAUGAUGCCGGUGAUGCUGGACUUUCAAUCCCUGACCGACCCUGCCUUUCCUCAACACUACCUGAGUCUCUGAGAGCCUUUCCCCACAGGAGAGCUGAGAAAUCAUGAACAAGUUGGUAAAAACUACCCUGGCCAAGGUCAAACUCUGUUCCACUCGGGGGUCAAAGUUCAUCAUUUAACCCCAUGUGGUUCUGUGGGUCUUUCUGAUGCAUGUUCUUGUAUCUUCUAUGAGUUGUUUGAUGUAUUAUCAAAUGGUUAAAGUCCAGUUUUGGCAAAAGAACGGCAAAAACGGAGAACACAUGGAGAUCCCAGAAGUAGCCUCUUGUCAUUGAGAUUAUUCCCAAGAUUCUUAGCACAAACAAUGCAUGAUGUCAAGGCAGCACAGCGGUCGGUGGUUGUAUCGCCGGGAAAAUGAGCUUAACCGAUUGCGGGACAUCAAGAACUCAAGUCCGUGUCAAACUGACAGGAAGUUCCUCUGUUCUUCUAUGAUCUUGAGAAGUUUGUUUGUUGGAGAAAAACCCGAGCAGAUGGUUUUCCACAAGGACACGAGGAUCGGCUCGGUGUUCCUGCUUGGUGUUCACCUGGAUCAUGUCACCUGGUUCACCUGGUGGAGCGCUGGGCACUGUGUAAAGGAACAGUUUACUAAAAAACAAAAAACAUCUAAUCCCUGUUCACAAAGCAAACAGGGACGUUAGCUAGGGACUCCUCGUUAGCCUUCCUCCAAAACAGCUGCCGGGAACGCACACUGGUUCUUUACCGUUCCAAAAAGUAAGAAAUGAUCAGAAAAUUACCACCAAGUGUUCUGAAGCUAAAUGACGACACAGUGGGGCUGAAAAAAAUUUAUUUACACCAGUGCUUCUUUAGCACAAGUCUUCACUACAACCUUGUGUUUGUAGACGUUCAAGUUAGCAUGUUAGCAUGCAUCCCCAUCCCUGUGUUUGUGCUGCAGUAUGCAGGAGUGUGCAGGCUGCUGUACCUGUCGGCCGCUGUUUGGCUCCACAGAACCUGGAUUAUGAGCAUUUUGGGGGAAAAAAACAACAGUUUUUUAUUUAAUUUUUUGAGCUUUUGGAAGUAAAGAGCCAGUUAAAUCCUUAAAACAGUGCAGUUUGACUUGUUUCAGGGUGUUAAAUCUGCUUAAAUAAGGCAGAUCAGCCACUAAUGUCAAGAAAAUUAAACUUGACUCAAAAAAAUUCCAGAAAAAAAAGUUGAUUAUCAUUGAAAAUAAGUGGAAUGACCUCAACCUUCUGGUGAAGAUUUAAAAUUUUAAAAAAUGAGAUUAAACAACUUGUUCCGAUGCAGAUUUUGACCCAGAAUAACACCUGCAGCUCAUAAUCCAACAGCAACAAACAGGAUUAUGAUCAUAUAAAAAUCAAGUCCUGGCACCCACGUGUGUUUUUUCAUGUCAUUCUGUUUAUUUGUGACAGUCUCAGGUCGAUUUCCUCCUGGCGUAAGGUUACAGUGUGGAGGUUUACUGCACACGCUAACCUGCCGGAUCUACUUUCCAGGUCAAACAGGAAAAUAACAAGAAAAGAGACGUUCAGUUUCCUCCAAAAAAAAAAAAAAAAAAAAA
Molecule: messenger RNA, 6432 nt
Organism: Myripristis murdjan (pinecone soldierfish)
Lineage: Eukaryota; Metazoa; Chordata; Actinopteri; Holocentriformes; Holocentridae
Product: cGMP-dependent protein kinase 1-like
Exons: 18
Coding region: 691-2778 (695 amino acids)
Biological process (GO): protein phosphorylation
Molecular function (GO): ATP binding; cGMP-dependent protein kinase activity
Source: RefSeq, a predicted model, not a curated record